CAUACACACCACAAAACAGACUGAGAUAUAAGAGAGAGAAAGAGAGAAGAACAGAAGAGAGAGAAAGAGAGAAGAGAGAGGAAAAUAAGUUGUUUUUGAAACUACCCUUCUUAUUACCCUUCUUAUUAGAUUGGUGAACUUACCAGUUUCCUCUUCAACAUAAUAAGUCAGAAAUUUUUAGCCCGGUCAGCCAAGCCAUGAAUAAUUGCAUUUCUGAUUGGAAUUUCGAGGGUGAUCUUCCUAUAAACGGUCAAAAGAAUCCCACAGGGGGCGACCAUGAUUUGGUGGAGAUUUUAUGGAGAAAUGGACAGGUGGUUUUACACAGCCAAACACAUAGAAAACAAGCUCUUAACAAUCCUAAUGACCCGAGACAAGUUCAGAAACAUGAUCAUCAUGAUCAACAAGCAACAAGGGCUUGCGGGUCCUAUGGGAAUUCAAUCAACAUGAGCCAAGAUGACGAGAGUGCGUCUUGGAUCCAUUACCCACUUGAGGAUUCCUUUGAGAAGGAGUUCUGUUCCAAUCUCUUCUCCGACUCACCUUCGUGUGAUCCGAUUGACAUCGAUAAAGUUCCGAUCAUCAGACAGUUUGAAGAGGAGAAGGUAUCAAAGUUUGGCGCUUAUGAGACUACUACUCAUGUCAAAGGACUUAAGCCCUCAUGUCAUGAAAAUCAAAUGCUUCCUCCAAGGCAGUAUUGCAAUUCGGCUCUGCAAGAUCACAAUAUGGGUUCCUUGGGAAAAGUGGUUAACUUCUCUCAGUUUUCGGGCCCUGAGAAGUGUGAUUUGAGGCCUUCUGGUGGACAAGGAGAGGGUAGAGAGUGUUCUGUAAUGACGGUUGGGUUGAGCCACUGUGGAAGCAAUCAACUUCCUAAUGACCAUGACAUGAUUAGGAAAGUCAUUCCUCAGAGUGAGAGCGGGAAAACGGUGACUCUUGAACCGACGGUUACUUCUUCUUCUGGUGGAUCUGGUAGUAGUUUGGGAAGACCAUGCAAACAAUCUACUACUACAACAAGUGGCAAUACCAACAACAAAAGGAAGAGUAGAGAUGAAGAGGAAUUAGAGUGCCAAAGUAAGGCUGCUGAGCUUGAAUCUGCGGUUGCAAAUAAAUCUUCCCAACGAUCUGGGACUUUGCGGAAGAGCCGCGCUGCUGAAGUUCAUAAUCUCUCUGAAAGAAGACGGAGAGAUCGGAUCAACGAGAAGAUGAAGGCGUUGCAGGAGCUCAUACCUCACAGCAACAAGACAGAUAAAGCAUCAAUGUUGGAUGAGGCAAUUGAGUACCUGAAGUCACUUCAAUUACAACUUCAGGUAAUGUGGAUGGGAAGUGGUAUGGCGCCAAUGAUGUUUCCAGGAGUACAGCAUUACAUGUCGCGGAUGGGCAUGGCAAUGGCCCCGCCUGCCUUGCCUUCUAUCCACAAUCCGAUGCAUUUGCCCCGGGUCCCGGUUGUUGAUCAAUCCAUGCUUGUGGCUCCAACAACUGACCAGUCUGUUUUGUGCCAAACCCCAGCUUUCAAUCCUCUUAACUACCAAAACCAGAUGCAAAACACGUCUUUUCCCGAACAAUUCGCGCGUUACAUGGGAUUCCAUUCUAUGCAACCUGUGUCUCAGCCAUUGAAUAUAUUCAGGUUUAGUCCCCAGACAGUACAGCAAAGCCAAUCAAUGGUACAGCAUGGAAACAGUACUGGACCUUCCAAUAGUGGAUUUCCACCUGAUGGUGGCAUAAGUGGCAAGAUGGGUAAGUUGAACAGUAAGUGCGCUAACUUAUCUCCUUCCCAUGGUCCCCCCAUGUGACUUGAAGCUAGAUUAUUGCAAGAUGGGAAAAUUCUUUGAAAUGGUAUUUAGAAGAAGAAAGAAUUCUCGAUUACACUUUAUUGCCUGCUCAAUCAAUCAAUCAAUCAAUCAAUUGGCCUGAUUAAUAUUUCCUGGUGAUGGGUCUCUUUUCUGCUAUGUAUAUAUGUCUCUAAAACGACUUGUGCAAGAAUAAAACCAUGGAAACCAGGAAUUGAAGUUGUCCUCUACAAAUCUAUGAUCAGAGAGAUUGAUUUUCAAAUGCUCCUUCUACAAGAAUGGAAUGUAGAAUAGCAUUGUAAUUUUUGAUCUAUUCGAAUUUUCGGCCCGAGAAAAAUGAAGCUUGUAAGUUGUAUCUCAAAACAAUUGCUGUUGUCUGUUGUUUUCGGUUAUGGAAAAGAUGUGUCGAUCAUUCUUAUUUAUAUCCUCAAGGAUUUCAUUGUCUAUACCCUUCAACAUGUACAAUGAAUUAUGAUAAAGAAAGGUCAAACUUGAAUUAUUCUUGUCAACAAAAAUGAAA
This is a messenger RNA of Morus notabilis, 2301 nucleotides long. Its product is annotated as transcription factor PIF4. Gene Ontology annotation, biological process: regulation of DNA-templated transcription. The transcript has 9 exons. NCBI's taxonomy places the organism in Eukaryota, Viridiplantae, Streptophyta, Magnoliopsida, Rosales, Moraceae. Gene Ontology annotation, molecular function: DNA-binding transcription factor activity; protein dimerization activity. The coding region runs from base 198 to 1784 and encodes 528 amino acids. The record is from RefSeq and is a predicted model, not a curated record.